AUGACGGCUGACUACUACGGCCUGUUGGCUGCGCCCAACAUCGCCACGGUGGUGUACGCGGGGAUGGCGUUUGCCCCCUGGUACGGGUCCCCCGCCUACUUCUCCCGCCACGACCAUACCCGUCUUGGCUUCGGUGAAGGCGCCUCUCCAUCGGCGCCAGCGCCAGCGCUACCGCAAACAGCGACGCCAACAGCGACGCCACCAGCGCCAAAAGCGACCGACCCUGAUACCAAUGUGUGGCUCGACCAGCUCUAUGUGUGCCACUAUUGCUUCCAAUAUACCAGCAAACUGGCAUCGCUCGCCGCCCACUUAAGUCUAUGCGAUCAUCGAGCCACUACUGAAGCUCUGGGAGGCCCUACAGUGGGACAAAUGGUGUAUUGGGACCAAAAGAAACAAUUGAUUGUGAGACGGGUCCGAGGCACCCAUAACCCUUUAUUCUGUCAAAAUUUGGCUUUAUUUGGUAAGCUAUUUUUGGACGAUAAACUGGUGUUCUAUAACGUGGAAUCAUUCGAUUUUUACGUCCUCUGGGGACCACCCACCACAGACAAAAACACUGACCAUUUAGUCCCCCUUGGCUUCUUCUCAAAAGAAGUCCUUUCUUGGGAUAAUACGAAUAAUUUGGCAUGUAUCUGUGUGUUUCCUCCAUUCCAGCGACGACGCCUUGGCUGGCUAUUAAUCGAGAUUAGCUAUGCUGUGGCUCGAUGUACUCCCGGCCAGUUUUUGCUGGGACCUGAAUUCCCAUUACUGCCAUUCGGCCGUGCGGCUUAUAUCCGCUUCUGGCUGAUUAAACUCGCCCAUUACCUUACCACAAAGUUAGGGGAUGAUGCCAGCGAGUUUGAUUUGGAUAGUAUCGCUCGGGCCACUGGCUUCCGCAUGGAAGACAUUCUCUAUACUUUAAGCCAUAUGAGAGUGCUUGAAACUAUCGAUAAUGAUGAGCUUGAGCUCCGUCUCGGUGCCGUGACGGAAUACUGUACUACCAAUAAGAUUGAUCCCACAAUUGACGUCCAUGUGUGGGACCCUGAGGCGUUCAUGUUGACCUCUUAA
Diutina rugosa is the source of this 1044-nucleotide messenger RNA. It is a transcript of the gene SAS2, whose product is annotated as Sas2p. Gene Ontology annotation, biological process: regulation of DNA-templated transcription. The transcript has a single exon. The record is from RefSeq and is a predicted model, not a curated record. NCBI's taxonomy places the organism in Eukaryota, Fungi, Ascomycota, Pichiomycetes, Serinales, Debaryomycetaceae. The coding region runs from base 1 to 1044 and encodes 347 amino acids. Gene Ontology annotation, molecular function: histone acetyltransferase activity.